Messenger RNA from Epinephelus moara (kelp grouper), 1430 nucleotides. RefSeq names its product heat shock protein beta-1-like. NCBI's taxonomy places the organism in Eukaryota, Metazoa, Chordata, Actinopteri, Perciformes, Serranidae. The record is from RefSeq and is a predicted model, not a curated record. Bases 203 to 817 code for a protein of 204 amino acids. Gene Ontology annotation, biological process: response to heat; protein refolding. Gene Ontology annotation, molecular function: protein folding chaperone. The transcript is spliced from 3 exons.
UAAAGUGUGUGAGGAGAGCACUACAGAUGCCAGAGCAGCCUUUUCCUCAGACCUCGUGCUCACUUUCUGCCGGGAAUAAAAAUACUGCUGCCCUAUUGUUUAGAGUCCAAAUCAUCAAUCUCGACUUGUUUGUUAGGGUGGAGCUCUAAGCCUUUGCAGUUUCACCAUCCUUUCCCUUCAUUCUGAGCUUAUUUUUUAGGAUAUGGGGGACCAAAAUAAAAUACUAUCCCGUCCCAUUUUCCGCCGAGAUGUCAAGUGGGAUCCCUUCCCAAACUGGACGCAGCCGAGCCGAAUCUUUGCGCAGGAUUUUGGCCUCCCUCCAUUCCUGGAUCCAAGUGAUCUGGACUGGAUAGAGUGGUCAAAGAGGAGACUGGCAGCUUUCUCCUGGCCUGGGCACACACAAACUCCCCUUCUGCCUCCAUUCAGCAGUCAGCACCCUGCGGCGUUGAACCAAAAGGAUCUGAGGCAACUUACGAGCGGGGUGUCAGAGAUCCGAACUGGGCAAGACAGCUGGAAGAUUAAUCUGGACGUCAAUCACUUCUCACCAGAGGAGAUUACAAUCACGACCAAGGAAGGGUACUUGCAAAUAUCAGGAAAUCAUGAAGAAAGGCAGGAUGAGCAUGGAUCGGUUUCAAGGUGCUUCACCCGGAAAUACAAGCUGCCGCAAGGGGUGGACUCACAGCACAUCAGUUCUUCACUGUCAGGUGAUGGAGUUCUGUCCAUAGAGGCCCCCGCCCCCAGGACAUCCAUCACCGACUCAGCCAAUGAGAUUGUCAUACCUGUUCAGAUCAGGCAGACGCAGGACGGUGAAAAGUGAAACCAGUAAGCAAGAAUUUGAAACUACAAUCGGGAUGUAGCCCAAGCUGUGUGCAGCAACUUUUUGUAGCAACUGGCAUGUAAAAGACAAAACUAGUGCAUAGUCACCAGUAGAACACCAUGUUGCAAUCACUUUUGGUUUCAAAAUCACAUGCAGACUCAUCGUCAUACUGACUCUGACUCUGAAUAAAGGAAUUAUUUUUGCUUGUCAGCUCUUGAAAAGGACUAGCGUGACUUUGCAUUCCUAACAACAUGCCAUCAUUUCUAAUAUCCUUAUUAGACGAAAACAUACAUGCUGACAGCAGGUAGUUGUGACCUUACAUGACCUGAGGGACUGUGGAGCUUAUGGAUGACAAUACUGGCCGAUAAUGGACAGUGGAAAUGGACUAUUUAUAUCUAAACAUCUUAUUUACUUCAUGAUAAAAAGGUUGCAUUGUGCUUCUGUGUAACAUGACAAUCUAAUUAACAAUUAAUUUGGUUGAAUUUUAAUUUGCUUUUGAGAAAGAGAAACACUGUAAAGGUUGUAGCAUAGACUCAUUGUGUGUGUUUGUCCUGAAAGUUGUAUAUUGAUGUAUGGAAUAACCAGCCUAAUGAAGCUGUCCUCAUGUAUAAUC